AUGGCACUCGUUGACAAAAAGAUCUUUCUCCAAUAUGAUGUACCCGGGCCGGUUCUAUGGCAUGAGCGACACAUCCUCGAGCAUUAUGUAGAUGAGCAGUAUGUGGUAGUGACACCUGAUCGGGACAUAUACAUCGAAGACUGUUCGAUGGGGAACUCGGACUUGCGUGGCAUUCGUCACCGCUCUGUGGGUGGCGGUCUGCCUGUUGGUUUGCGAGCCUCUCACGUCUAUACAUUGCCACCGUUCACUGCUGCGGAGAUGGCUGGCUUCAAGGCCGAAGCUGGGCGUCAGAUCGCGGCCCAGGCCGCUGCCGAUGGGGGAGGUGCCGGUCUGGGCAACUUGGCGCGCGCGGGCGCCGUGGGCGCUCCUGCGCCUUUGCCUGGAGGGGCCUCCAACACGGUGACCUUUGAGCCGGACGUCCUCUAUUGGCUGGCCGCCGAGGCCCUGCCUGGAGGACAUCAGCUGCGGUCCUUGUUUGUUAUCUGUUGUCGUGGCAGGGAUCGUGGAGACUUCUUGUCAGCCCCGGGCGGCUGGGACAUCAGGACGGGAAGGGUCUUUCUGGACAGUCUUGGCAAGCCGGAUCUUCCUUUGAAGGAUGCCGCGGCAAGGAGUGUUCAGUCACCGGUGAGCUGGAACAUGUCCGGGCCAAGGGCGGCCAGGUGGUGCAUUGCUUAUCUGGUGAACGAAGGCAUGGGCCUUGAGGGUCACCAUGAACGCUUUAGGACCUUGUGCAAAGUUGAUGGAUCGGCUUGGGGCGCGCAGGAGCAUUUUCAGCUGACUAUGAUGGUGAGGCAUGCCUUGCAGAUUGACCAGCUGAAUGGCUACAACCUCAUGUCGGUGGAAGUCAUGUUCCGGAGAAUGCAGACGAUAGAGCAUAUGCCGAGAAGGCCCGUGAAGAACGUGAGGCCGCGAGGAAGAAGAGGGGUGGCCGAGAUGAUGCAUGACACAGAGACGGGCGGCGGCUCAGGGGCGGCUGCCGCCCGCUUCCAUAGCCCCUUGCAUGAUGAUCCCCGUGUGCCGCGCGAUAUCUUCCCGCUGCCUGAGGUGGGCUGCCAGGAUCCUCCUGAUCGCUCUCUUUCUCGAGGGUGUCUUCAACGAUGGCAGCGCCGGCAGAAGCAGAUUGACGAUGUCAACGUUCGCGGCGAUCCGGGGCCUUAUAAUUCAAUGUACGACCCCACCUUGAAGAGCACGGUGGGACCCAUUCAUUCAUUACCUUCUUCUCGUGUCUCGGCAGCACAGGCUGAGGCUCUUCUCCGUAUACAGAAUGCGGUGCGCCGGUUGGGUCCUCCGCCGGCCGAUGUUACAGUGCCAGAAGCGCUACGGCAGCUUCGGUGUGAGGGCUAUGUGGACGAAAGCCAGGCCACGGGUGCCCUGACGUCAUUCUGUCUCGAAAAGGUUUCUUUACCGUCGGGGGGGUGGUCUCCUAUCCCUCUGUGCGAUUUGGGAGGCUCGAUCGAGGGAACUUCGGUUGACGUUUACGUACAGCAACAACUGUUGCCUGCGGAGAUGGUGCAGCAGCGGUUGGAGGCCACAGGUGUUGUGCACCCCUACAGUGACCCAAAGCUUCGGGACCCCAAGACCUACGGCAAGUUCCUUGACAGGCUCUGCAAGUCCAACCUUGUUGAGUUUGUGGAUGGGCCGGGGGUGGAGGAGAUUGCAGUGUUUUUUGUGAGCAAGAAGAAUGGCAUGUUGAGGAUGAUAAUUGAUGCUCGCCGAAGUAACUGCCACUUCAGGGACCCAGACUAUGUCCAGCUUUGCACAGGAGAGGCCCUGGGAAAGCUGGAGCUCGAUCCUGGUGGCGGUCUUAUGCUCCCACCGGUGGAUGCAUCAGUGGACACUCGACGGCUGGAGGCUCGCCUGUUUGCGCUGGCUGCAAGUACUAUCCUCGACUUACUGUUGCUGGGCUGGGUGACCAUCUUCGUGUUCGUGAUCGGCGCCCCAGCCCGCAGCCAGAUCUCAUGCAUACAGAAUAUGUCGAUAAUCUUCUUGUAUUUGGGCAGGACAGAGAGAACUGUCCAUCGUCUCAAGCAGGCGGGACUCCAAGUCCACGAGGAGAAGGUCUGCGAUGAGAAGGCGUGUGUUCUUGGGUGGGAGUUUGAGAACAGUGGCUUCUUUGGUCCAACCGCGAGGAGGGUGUGGAAAACUCGUUUGGCCAUACGGGCCCUGCUACGUAGGAGGCGGGCCAGUGGAAAGCAGCUGGAGAUCCUGAUUGGGUUGUGCAGUUUCAUCUCUCUGGCCAGGCGAGAGUGCUUAGGCAUUUUCGCGGAGGUCUACAAGUUUAUGAGACAACACGCGGGCAAUGACAUUGAGCACGGACUGCCCCGCGGUGUGAAACGUGAACUUUGGAUGUGGGAUUCCGUGUGUCCUCUUAUUUUCCAGGACCUCAGGGCUCAGUGGAGCGAGACCAUUCAUGCGGUCGAUGCCUCAUUGUGGGGGAUGGGCGUGACUACCGCCAGCCUUGACUAUGAAGGCGUCAAGCGAGUCGGGCGAUACAACGAGAGAUGGAGGUUCAAGGACGAAGACGCCCGUGUUGCUCGUCGUCUUGCUCUCAAGCUUGAUGGUCUUCAGGACAGUUUUGGACCGGAUGGCGAUGUGACUGAUGCGGCCUGGCAUCGACGAAAGUCGUCUUCCUUUGAGCCCGUCCCUUUCUCGGUAGUUGACCGGGAGUGGUCGACGGUGGUGUCGCAUCGAUGGAGGUCACCACUCACGCUCCCUGUGGGCGAAGCUCGUUCUGCGCUUACUGCUGUGAAACACAUCCUGAGGACGACCAGCAAUUUUGGCCUCAGGCAUCUCAUCCUCACAGACUCUUUGACAUCCUGUGGCGCUUUAUCGCGCGGGAGGUCCAGCCGGGGCACUUGGAAGCCGUCUCGGCCAAAGCCUCUCGAGGCCUCUCGCUCGCAUGAUACAUCGGGGCAUCAUCCUGGAUCCGCCGUGUCCGGCAAAGUGCGGACCUACUGUGAAGGAGAGGCGGCAGGCCCGAGGACGGCAAGGGAGCAGAUGCAGAGAGAGCACAACAAUACCACGAUCCUAGAACAAGCAUCGGUCAGCAAAGCAUGUCGGCUGCGCUAUCAGGGACUUUGGGACGAACUGUCGCCAAAGCUGUGCAAGGCCAAUGGCCUCCUCAAACCAAUGGCGGAGGUCGAGUCCAUCCUUUGCGACCACCUCGAGGCUCUGUUCUUGGACGGAGCCGAUUUGGCGACGGCCCAGUACACAGUGGCUGCAGUGCUCUACUUCAACCCAGGGCUCAGGACCUCUACUACGAGUUCGAUGCCUCGGGUGAAACAGAGCUUGACUGGUUGGCGAAAGCUGGCCCCAGCGAAGAGCCAGCUCCCACUGCCUUUCGAGGUGGUGGCGCUGAUGGCAGCAUGGGCAUUUGGGCUCGGACAGAUCGAGAUCGGGCUCUUCCUCCUGCUCGCCUUCAGUCUGUACUUGAGACCGUCGGAGGGGCUCCGUAUUCGGGCCCAGGACAUGAUCCGUCCCACGCGUGGGCGGGGACCGUUCAGCCGCUGGGGGUUUGUGCUACAUCCUUUCGAGUGCCAGAUUCCAUCAAAAACUCAGGAGUACGACGAGACACUGAUGUUGGAUCUCGCGUGUCACCAGCAGCUCGGAGCAGCCCUGUGGAGGUGUCUGAAAGUGCAGACAAUGCCGCCAAAUCAAAAUAUCUUUUCGGUCACCGCUGGCGCCCUCAACCAGUUCAUGGAGGAAGCAAGCCAAGCGCUCAAUUUGCAGGCGCUGGGGUAUCUUCACCUUUAUCGCCUACGGCAUGGCGGCGUAAGUCACGACUUCAGCCACAACCUGCGCAGCCUCCAGGAGGUACAGCUGUGUGGGCGUUGGCGCAGUUUAACAGUGUGCGGCGGUACCAAAAAGGUGGACGCCUGGCUCAGUUGUUCAACCUCCUUCCCGCCGAUGUGCGUGCAAAAGCUAUAG
Symbiodinium sp. CCMP2592 is the source of this 3927-nucleotide messenger RNA. Lineage: Eukaryota; Dinophyceae; Suessiales; Symbiodiniaceae. The record is from the annotation of a GenBank genome assembly.